Phyllostomus discolor (pale spear-nosed bat) is the source of this 1227-nucleotide messenger RNA. Its product is annotated as olfactory receptor 52J3. Lineage: Eukaryota; Metazoa; Chordata; Mammalia; Chiroptera; Phyllostomidae. The coding region runs from base 32 to 967 and encodes 311 amino acids. Gene Ontology annotation, cellular component: membrane. The transcript has a single exon. Gene Ontology annotation, molecular function: G protein-coupled receptor activity; olfactory receptor activity. Gene Ontology annotation, biological process: G protein-coupled receptor signaling pathway. The record is from RefSeq and is a predicted model, not a curated record.
UUAACCUCCUUUGUCUUUGACCAGUGACAAAAUGGAAAACCUCAACAGGAGCCUUUUCCACCCAGCCACAUUUUUCCUCAUUGGAAUCCCAGGCCUGGAACAGGUCCAUGGGUGGAUCUCCCUGCCUUUCUGCUGUGUUUACCUUGUGGCUCUCCUGGGCAAUGUCACAAUUCUGCUAGUCAUCAAGGCUGAGCAGACCCUCCAGGAGCCCAUGUUCUAUUUUCUGGCUAUCCUUUCAACAAUUGAUUUGGCCCUUUCUACUACCUCUGUGCCCCGGAUGCUGGGUAUCUUCUGGUUUGAUGCACACGAGAUUUACUUUGGAGCUUGUGUGGCCCAGAUGUUUCUGAUCCAUGCCCUCACUGGCAUGGAAGCUGAAGUCCUGAUGGCCAUGGCCUUUGACCGUUAUGUGGCUAUCUGUGCUCCACUCCACUACACGACCAUCUUAACAUCCAGGGUGCUGGUGGGCAUAAGCUUGUGCAUUGUAGUUCGUCCAAUUCUACUUACAUUUCCCAUGAUCUAUCUCAUCUACCGCCUACCCUUUUGUCAGGCUCGGAUAAUAGCUCAUUCCUACUGUGAACACAUGGGUAUUGCACAGUUGUCCUGUGGAAACAUCCAUAUCAAUGCUAUCUAUGGGCUCUUUGUUGUGUCAUUGUUUGUUCUGAACCUCGUCUUCAUUGGCAUUUCCUACUUUUACAUUCUCCGUGCUGUCUUCCGCCUCCCAUCACAGGAUGCACGGCUAAAAUCCCUAAGCACGUGUGGCGCCCAUGUUGGGGUCAUCUGUGUUUUCUAUAUUCCCUCACUCUUCUCUUUUCUCACUCAUCGAUUCGGACAUAACGUACCCCGCUAUAUUCAUAUUCUCAUUGCCAACCUCUAUUUGGUUAUCCCACCCUCACUCAACCCCAUCAUUUAUGGUGUGAGGACCAAACAGAUUCGAGAGCGAGUGCUCCAUGUCUUUACUAAAAAAUAAGACAUCUAUUUCAUUCUUUUACUAAUAAUUUUGCAAGAAAGUCUUGUGUAUUCUUGUCUUAAUGAACAUCUCCUGGUCCUAACCUACUGCUGCCAAGUUGUGAUACAAGUUCAUUUCACUUAACUUUCACUAAUGAAUUCUAAGACUUGUGGAACCUUCACUGCAUUUCAAGUUCAAGGGCUAAUGGACUAUCUCGGAAAGAAGCUGUAUGGCCUCUGCCAAGUAUCUUCAUGUGGAAUUGUUAAUUUCAAAAGAGUGCU